Oryzias melastigma (Indian medaka) is the source of this 1284-nucleotide messenger RNA. RefSeq names its product RAS, dexamethasone-induced 1 (gene rasd1). NCBI's taxonomy places the organism in Eukaryota, Metazoa, Chordata, Actinopteri, Beloniformes, Adrianichthyidae. The record is from RefSeq and is a predicted model, not a curated record. Gene Ontology annotation, molecular function: GTP binding; GTPase activity.
CGGCUCCACAGCGCUUAAAUACGCGCGUCCAGCCCCGAAAGUCAGACCCACUACAGGAGAGGCUGCGCUCACACGCACGCCUCUGCGCGCACACGGACGUAACCAUGAUUAAGAAGAUGUCCCCGUCCGAGAGCGACUUCGACAUUCCCGCCAAGAACUGCUACCGGAUGGUGAUCCUGGGCUCCACCAAGGUCGGGAAGACGGCCAUCGUGUCCCGGUUCCUGACCGGCCGCUUCGAGGAGCAGUACACGCCGACCAUCGAGGACUUCCACCGGAAACUCUACAGCAUCAAAGGAGACGUCUACCAGCUGGACAUCCUCGACACCUCCGGGAACCACCCGUUUCCCGCCAUGAGGAGGCUGUCCAUCCUCACAGGUGAUGUCUUCAUCCUGGUCUUCAGCCUGGACAACCGCGACUCCUUCCAGGAGGUGCAGCGGCUGAAGCGGCAGAUCUACGAGACCAAGUCGUGCCUGAAGAACAAGAUGAAGGAGCACAUCGACGUCCCGCUGGUCAUCUGCGGGAACAAGGGCGACCGCGAGUUCCACCGGGAGGUGCGUCCGGACGAGAUCGAGCAGCUGCUGGCCGGGGACGACACGUGCGCGUACUUCGAGAUCUCCGCCAAGCGCAACGAGAACGUGGACCGGAUGUUCCAGACGCUGUUCAGCCUGGCCAAGCUGCCGCACGAGAUGAGCCCGGACCUGCACCGGAAGGUGUCGGUGCAGCACUGCGACCUGCUGCACCGGAAGUCCCUGAAGACCAAGAAAGUGAAGGACGCGGAGGCGUACGGCGUGGUCACUCCGUGCGCGCGCCGGCCCAGCGUGCACAGUGACCUCAUGUACAUUAAAGAGAAGGCCGUUGGGGGCGCGCACGGCCGCGAGCGCUGCGUGAUCAGCUGAGCGCCACGCGGGACUGUGUAUUGUUGAAGCCGGAGGAGGAUGGCGCGUGAGCCGCCGCGCGUAAACUGACCAGGGAAGUUAGUUUGGAGCCGCUGGCGCGCGCUCUGGUUGCCGCGCUGUGACACGCAGCGCCGCUUCUGGACCCGAGUCCGCCUCAGCCCCCACGAGUCCGCCGGGGAGGGGGGCUGUCCAGCGUGCACGUGGCUUUGUGAGGUUCGCGCGCCUGUGCGUAAAAUGUGCGUUGUUGACGUCAUGAGGCUCAGCGGGCGCGAGGCGCCGCGAAAAGUGCUGUUUACACUUGAAUGUCGGUUCUGAAAAAUGUCUGAACAUUUUUAAUGUGAAUAUUUAUUGUUUUUGCAUCAAAUUCUAUAAAAAUAAAAUAUCUUUG